AUGCAGAAAUUCACAAUCCCCCUUCUAUGCCAGUUCUUCGUAUCCCUAACUCAGGGACUAGUAGUCCAUGAGAAGCGGGUGGAUUCUUCCUACACCUGGAAAAUCAAGGAUCUGAACCGACUUGUAAGAUGGGACGAGAAUCUUGUCGACUUGUCUAUGACUAUUGUUGAUGGAUCACCCACCGGUGUUUAUUGCGAAGUCAUUGCAAGAGCCCCUCCUGAUACAGACCUUAACGCAUGGUCAUUUUCGAACUUCAACUGCCUGAACAAUGACUGGUCGAUCUACUGGGGAUAUCAAUACGGGAAUGAUGCAGGAGUUAUGACUGUAGUCUCUCCUGAUAAAGACAAACGCGCCUUUUUCGGGUUUGAUCAUGUUAAUACACAGACUCAUCUGGGAAACUCUGGCCCCAGUCAAGUUUCGGCAGUCUAGUGCUUGGGGGAUAAACAUCAUGGACUUCAGCAUAGAUUCAUAUGUUGUUACAAUCUCUUGUUUCUCGUCGCUCCUUCACGUCGGACAUAUCUUUAUUUCCAGCUCUCUGAGACCAUGAAGUAUGGAUUAUAU
Messenger RNA from Annulohypoxylon truncatum, 561 nucleotides. RefSeq lists its product as uncharacterized. The transcript has 3 exons. The record is from RefSeq and is a predicted model, not a curated record. Bases 1 to 429 code for a protein of 142 amino acids. NCBI's taxonomy places the organism in Eukaryota, Fungi, Ascomycota, Sordariomycetes, Xylariales, Hypoxylaceae.